GGAGACUGGUGUGUCUCGUACUUGUAGGAUGGUCAUACAUUUAUCUGGUAUCUGGUGUCAAAUGUGGCUGUAAAAAAUAUAAUAAAUUAAGAUAUCGUAUCGGGACACUUAGUAGAGUAGAAAAAAAUAUAAAGAGAACCAAUGUAUUAUAUUGUUUAUAUUUAUUUAAAUAUUGACGUAAUAAAAGCAUAAACUGACAGCAGACAGAGAAAGAGAGCAAUAUAAACCAACACGAAUGAGUGAGCUCGAAGAAAGUAUCGCUUGAAGAAACUUGGAUUAACCAUUGGACUUGACCUCGGUACAGCCAUUUAUUCAGCUCUCUAAAUAUCAAUAGAAGUGUAAAUAAACAUAAAUAAAUAGCUGUUAAUAAUGGAUCAGCAGGACGGGUACUGGGGAACGCUGCCCAGUGUAAUUAUGCUGGAAAUAUUUUCGUACCUUGAGCAUAAAGAUCGAAUAAAUGCCUCCAUGGUUUGUAAGAAUUGGAGACAAGCGCUUUUCCAUCCUGCUUUCUGGAAAGACAUUACCUUCGUUUUAGAUGAUACCAAAAAUUCAUUGUGGUCAAGUCAUCUAGCAGAUUGUUUUGGUUUGAGUGUACAAAAUGCCACAGUAAGAUGUCAAAUUCCUCACUGCAGUUUUGAGUUGGAAAAAUUACUUAGAAAUUUGUGCGAAAAUAGAAACUUAAGACGGCUUAUCGUUGAACCAUCAACCUCAACAUUCGAAUGGUCAUUUACUAGUUAUGAUGACAUGGAAGCAUUAGAGACGUGGACAGAAUCACUGUACCUAUCAAUAUUAAAAAUAAUAGAAACGUCAAAGCGUCUGGAAGCUUUAACACUAGGUUGCGUUGAAGAAUUAGUACUAAAUGCUGGGGAAAUCUUGGAGGUCCUAGGUUAUUAUCAUGGAAAACAUUUAACUCAUCUAGGAUUGGCCUCAGUAAAAGAAGAUCCAGAGAACUACCAGUUUGUGAUAUUAAACAGUAUUACCUUCCAGCAAUUUAUAAGCCUCACUAUCCUAACACUAGACUACGAUUGUCUAAAUGACACAAUGUUGGAGUCGUUGACCAGUGGAACAUUAGAACGGCUGGUUGUCCACGUACACGAUUGGAAAGAAAACUACCACGGUACAUCAGAUCAUGCUUGGGAAUUGUUUACUCAGAAAAAUCCUCGCUGCGAGUUGAGAUUGAAUUUACUGCACGCCUACACAGGCGUAACCGUUCUAGAACGUGAAAUACUCAAACCUAAAAUGCCGCUCACUCACUUCAAGGCUCUGUUCUGUGAAUACGUUAAUCUAAGAGCUCUAUACAUAAUGGCUUCAUAUUAUAGUACAACUCUCAAGUCUCUGAUGUGGAUUGAUUCUGCAGAUAAUAAUGAAUCGAUACCGCCAACUGAUGGAAAUCCCGAUCCUGAUGGCUUAGUCAUGUUAGCCUGGCGUUGUAUUAAUCUCAAAGAGCUAGUUUUCAUCGGGCACAAAUAUUACCAUACUAAUUUACUCGCUAUUGCUCGAUUAAGAGGACAUAAUUUGCAAAGAUUUGAAUUUGCUGAACAUGACAUUCAAGAAGACUAUAUGUCUAAUUAUAAAUACAAAGAAGUUCGAUCCGAAAUCAAUAGUAUACUUGGUGAUAAUUGGAAAACAUUCUCAGCCUCAGAAUUGAUGCCAGUACUGAUAGACGCAAUCGCAGGUGACAGCAGGGAUGUAAUAAUGCCGUUGGUACUCAACGAUGCAAAGUAAUUUAUCUGAAAAAAAUCACUAUCAUAACCAUAACUAUAACUAUAACUAUUACCAUUACCAUUACCAUAAAGAAAGGAAGAAAGACCAUAACCAGUAAAACCAUCAUACCAUCCACGACAACAAAACAACCAUUCGUACUAUCAUUUAGAGAACGUUGAAGAAUGCCUGAUAAAAAUAAUCAAAAUACGUUCCUUUAUUAUUUAUACUAUAUGCAUUUAAGAACGAUUGCCAAUUGAAACGACAGCCAGUUAUUCACAAACAAGAGAUCGAUAAAUUAAAGUAACUUAAAACGUUUUUUGUUUUUGAAAGUUGAGUAAAUAUUGUGAUCAGCGCUUGAAUUUCAUUUAACUCAACUAUUAAAAGAUAAGAGCAAAGACGUGACGCUAUGGACUCAGAUUGUCCUAGUAAUAUGACUCUGACUAAUCAAUAGUCAUCAAAAAUUAUUUACGCAAACAUAAAAAGAUACAUUGUUAUAUUGUAUACAUUAAAUGGAAAAUAUAAGAAUGAGAGAGUGAAGAAAAGAAACAUAAUUCCGGGGAUCUUCCAAUGGAAAAAAAAAAAAAAAGUACAUAAGAAUGAUGAAAAUACAAAGCGAUUCCAGAAAAUAACUAGCGAUAUUACGUAUUAUUGUUUUUCAACUACGCUGGAAAUUAGAUUAGUAGCAGAGGAUUAAGUAACUGCUCCGUAGAAUAUGUCUAAUUAAUAACGAAGCCUAAAUAAAUUCAGGCAAGUACUAGAUCUAUAUAAAUAACAUGAUAAGUCGUGUAGAACGCGAUAAAAAUACAGCGAACCGAGGUUAUUUUUAAUACGACAACCAAUCGGACGCACAUCUUUUUAAAAAAAGUAUAAACAAACGCCUCUUUAUCAAGAGGUGUUAAUACUCUCUUUGUGUUAAAUAUUGAGAGUUGUGUAACUAUUACUACUCUUUAUCGCGACGCGGUUACGGUAAAUAUUGUACCGUCAAUGCCAUUGCGAACAUCUAUUUUUCAACUAGGCGGAUUAGUUUGCUAGUCGUAAGAGGAUAUAUUUCAGCGCACAUGCAUACAUAUGUUACAUCAAUAUAUUUAAGAUCUUUAAUUAUUCAAAUAAACUGUUGUUAAAUUUUUUUUUAAAGAUGAAUAUUUUAAAUUAAAGUAGUAUUUUUUGGUAAAAUUUUAUUUUGUGCUAUUGGUUCUCGAGCUUAUAUCUUUAAAAUAAUUGUGAAUAUUACAGAAGAAAAAAAUAUUUUUUAGGCAAUUAUCUAAAACUGUUGUGGAAAAAGUAGUAAUUUUUUAAAAGAUAUUGAAUUGAAAGUUUAUAAAAUAAAUAAUAGCACUCAAAAUUAAUUUAUGAAACGCGGGUGACUGAUGCUCGAAUCUCAGCAAUUUUUUAAUUUAUUUAUAUCAAAUUGUUGUUAUUUUUGUUAGUUUGUUUUUAAAUACAAUUUAAAAAGUGUAUUGUUAAAGAUGCGUAGCAUUAUUAAAAAAAAAUGUAACAUGUAUGCUUGUCGUCAAUAAUGCCAAAAAAUAUUUAAAAUCGUGUGAAUAUUGCGUGGAAAGUAUAAAAAAAUAACUAAAAAUAAAACUAAUCAAGAAAAUAACUGUUGAGUGAAACAAAAACAAAACAGGACGGGCCUUAAUAUGUACCUGAGUCGUUUGAUUUUAAUAAUAAACGAUUAAUAUUCGUGAGAAUGUUGAAAAAAAAAAAAUAAAAAAUAAA
Molecule: messenger RNA, 3423 nt
Organism: Cotesia glomerata
Lineage: Eukaryota; Metazoa; Arthropoda; Insecta; Hymenoptera; Braconidae
Product: F-box only protein 33
Exons: 5
Coding region: 370-1725 (451 amino acids)
Biological process (GO): positive regulation of protein ubiquitination; SCF-dependent proteasomal ubiquitin-dependent protein catabolic process
Cellular component (GO): SCF ubiquitin ligase complex
Molecular function (GO): protein binding
Source: RefSeq, a predicted model, not a curated record